CUCUGCAUCAUGUCCUCUGGAGUCCCCACCUUUAAAGACAGGCGUGUGUCGGUGUUGUGCUGCAAGUUCUGUGAGCAGGUGUUGAGCAUACGUGGAAUGAAAGCAGAGCUACUGGCAGGCACAGACCAGGAGAUGUUUUCGACGGAUAUUCCUCCCACCCAGUCAGUGACGAUUCUAAAAUAUUUAAUUUUAACCAUUUAUUGCUAUACUUAUGUAUGUAUGUGUAUAGCUUCUUCUAAUCCAGAGUGAGUCAGGGUUACAUUGUAACUCUGCUGACAGUCUUAAUUUUGCAGAUGUGUAGAAGCAGAUGGAGCAGUGAGAAAAGUCUGCACUCACUGAAAUGAGGAAGGAAAUAGAGGACUUGUAAUGGGAUGUAAGAAUGCCUAUCAAUAAUGGGAGUGUGAGUGUGGUUUAGGAGAAUCACAUAAGAGGAGUGGAAUAGAAGGGAUCUAGAUAUAAGAAAUGAGAGGAAGGGCAUCUGUAAUAAGAAUAAGGGUGCGAGGGACAGAAGUUCUAUGUACGAAGUGGUGAGAAUAGUCUAUACUUGUGGUAUGGUAAAGAGAGGAAACCUAUAACCUAAAAUUUGGUGUCUGUAAAAGAGAUACGAUACAGGGGAUCAGUCAAUUGUAAAUGGAUUUGUGCAACAGUGAUCAUUUAAAGGACCACUAUAGUGCCAGGAAAACAUACUUGUUUUCCUGGCACUAUAGUGCCCUGAGGGUGCCCCUCAGGGACCCCUCCCGCCCGGCUCUGGGGAGAGGAAAGGGGUUAAACUUACCUUUUCUCCAGCGCUGGGCGGGGAGCUCUCCUCUCCGCCUCCGAUCCUCCUCUUCGGCUGAAUGCGCAUGCGCGGCAGUAUCUGCGCGCGCAUUCAGCCGGUCUCAUAUGAAAGCUUUUAUAAUGCUUUCCUAUGGACACUGGCGUCUUCUCACUGUGAUUUUCACAGUGAGAAGCACGCAAACCCUCUAACGGCUGUCAAUGAGACAGCCACUAGAGGCUUUGGAGGCUGGAUUAACCCUAUUAUAAACAUAGCAGUUUCUCUGAAACUGCUAGGUUUAUAAAAAAAAAAGGAUUAAUCCUAGAGGGACCUGGCACCCAGACCACUACAUUAAGCUGAAGUGGUAUGGGUGCCUAGAGUGGUCCUUUAAUAAAGAAAUGUUGACUUAAAAAAACCUACCAAGAUAUGCAGAAUAAAUAACAGUUAAGGCACUCCAGGAUAACAAAAAAUAGAAGCUUUAUUGGGGAAAAACAGCAACGUUUCGACCCUACCGGGGCUUUAUCAAGCUUAAUAAAGAUCCGAUAGGAUCAAAAUGUUGCUGUUUUUGCCCAAAUUAAGCUGCUAUUUUUGUUAUACCGGAGUUCCUGAACUAUUAUUUAUUCUGCAUAUCUUGGAAGGGAGGCCUGGCCUAGCUUCAGAGCACCUGGGUUACUUGUUGAGUGCAGUAUCCAGUACGUCUCUAUUAAAAAAAAAAAAAAAACUACAACCUGUAAUGAAGGAAUUGGACUUGUGACAUAGUAGGCAUGUAAUGGACUAAUGAGCACUGUCUUAAGUGUGAGAAGAAUCGAGUAAGCUCUGAGCAGGCUUUGGUCUCCCACUGUCAAGUGGAGAGAAUCUACCAUGUAUAGCUUAGUAUUUUAUAAAUGAUUAGGUAUGUAGAUAGAUACACGAAAGCACGGAGAAAUAAAGCUUUGUGCAUAGGGCAUACUUCUACAAUAUUGCAGAUGAAGUGGUGUUGGUGGGAGAUCACUUAUUGCACUUCAUUUCUUAUGUAAAUAUUAGCAGAUAGACUUAAAAUAAGCCAUAUAAUGACAUUGCCAGAAUGCAAUUGGCUCUACGUGCAAUAUAUAAACCAAAGCCAAAAUAAAGUAGACAAAUAGACAGAAGUGUAUUACCGAUCCUCAGAGUGGUUGAGCUUAGAGUAAGUUAAUCUUGUGUAUCCCCCUUUCCCCCCAAAAAGAAUGGCAACUAGCACUCGGUACACGGGUACAAAUAUCUAUGUACAGCGUUUUAAGCUAAAACGCUGCACUUUCAGCCUCCUGCCACCAUGACCACUUCUAAAAGCAGAAGUGGCCAUGGUGGUUGUAGUAACCCUUUAAUGAAUAAAAGAGCAAAUCUAGUAAAAAGCUUUGAGGGAGUUUUCUGUCCCGUGGCACAUGUUCUUACUUGGUGUCCUUUUGAAAUUGCUAUAAAGGCAUAAAUUCUCCUUGAAUAAAACAAAAAAAAGUGAUAUACGUAGGUGCUCAAAAUACAGCAAAAUGUGUAAACUAUUCCUGAGUCUUUAAAGGACCACUAUAGUGCCAGGAAAACAUGCUCGUUUUCCUGGCACUAUAGUGCCCUGAGGGUGCCCCCACCCUCAGGGUCCCCCUCCCGCCCGGCUCUGGAAAGAGGAAAGGGGUUAAAACUUACCUUUUUCCAGCGCUGGGCGGGGAGCUCUCUGCCUCCUCUCCUCCUCCAUUCCUCCUCCUGGGCUGAAUGCGCACGCGCGGCAAGAGCUGCGCGCGCAUUCAGCCCGUCGCAUAGGAAAGCAUUUACAAUGCUUUCCUAUGGACGCUUGCGUGCUCUAACUGUGAAAAUCACAGUGAGAAGCACGCAAGCGCCUCUAGUGGCUGUCAAUGAGACAGCCACUAGAGGAUUAGGGGGAAGGCUUAACCCAUUCAUAAACAUAGCAGUUUCUCUGAAACUGCUAUGUUUAUAAAAAAAAAUGGGUUAACCCUAGAAGGACCUGGCACCCAGACCACUUCAUUAAGCUGAAGUGGUCUGGGUGCCUAGAGUGGUCCUUUAAGCAUUUUAUGAUACAUCCAUCUGCAUACAUUUACUCUCAAUUGGGGUGACUUAGGGAUUUUAUGCAGAUCUCUCCUACCAUUCUUUAUGAACCUCCUUUCAUGACGAUGGUCUAUAUGAAUAAGGUAUGUGAACCACCUCACUAUAAAAGCAUUCUGCCCAGGAGAUGGGAUCAUUAGACAUGCUUCCUGCAGAUGCAGAGGAUAAUGGCAGAGCCACAAUGUCAGCACUGGAGCUCAAAAAGUGGGUAAGUGGAUCUCACAUAUCAGUAGUGUCGUCAUAGAUGAAAGCCAGUGGUCAAAUCACAGAAUAACUAAAUGAUACGUAGAUUAAGAAAGAAACAUGCCAUGCCAGUUUAUACGCAAAGUAAAGAGGAAUUGAAAAAGGAAAGGGCUCUCAGGCCAGCAAGGAACCACAAAAGGGCACCAUUCUGUUGGGAGUAAAGGGUUUAAAUGACAAAAUACUGAGCUAAUUACGCAACAUCAGACUUUUGUCUCUAUAAUGCUUGCUAAGUAGACUUACGAGCAUAAAUUGAAUGGCACAAGAUGGUGGAACUAUAAAUUGAAACAGUUUGAUAGCAUACAGUGUCAUCACAUUGGCAUUAUGGGAAAAACAAGUAGAUAUGGGCAAUGCUUGAUGGGAUAACUGGUAGCGUGACAGAAAUAUAAUUUACAGGGUUCUGAAAACUACUGUGUUUUUACAAAGCUGCUUUUUCGUAUUUUAUUUUUUUUGCUAUAUGUAUAUGUAUGUAUUUUUACAAACCAUAUUUUCUUUCUUCUAGAGCUGUCGACUUUGUAGGGUCCUGCUAUUUCUUGGACACAUGCAGAUGCAAACUGAAAUGCCUGGCUUGUUUGAAAUGGUGGGUGUCUUCUUUUGGAGUUUGCUAUAAUAUAAAUAUAUAUUUAUUGAAAUAUCUACUCUUCUACCAGAGAUUCAAUGCGCUUGGUCUAUGUAGCCCUUGUGAAGCAAUAAAUCUUAUUAUCUGGAUGCAAUAAAUGUUUCCUGCCCUUUUACCCCGUCACCCUGAGCUUACAAAGAUUAUGAGAUCCUGAAUUCCAUCUGGAGAGGAACACAUCAUGAAACGAGGUCCAUCCCUUUAUACCAAAUAGUUAUGUGAGUUAAGCAUGCAGUGCUACAGUGUAAAAAUAUUUAGAUUCCGGUAUUCGGUAUUCCAGUAUAUUUAAAAUAUUUAGAUUCCGGUCUCGGUGCAAAUACCUUGUUUUUUCUCUUUGGAUCUAUGAUUGCCUAUCAAUCUUGCGGCUUUGACAUAUAUUCCAAUAAAUAUGCAAAUUUAAAGGAACAUUGCAGGCUUGAGCUGGCCUCUGUUUUUUUUUUAAAUUUUAUUAAAGGAACACUAUAGGCACCAUAAUUCCUUCAUGUCAUCAUUGUGGUUUUUGCACCUGUUCUGUCACUGUCUCACAAUUCAGUGUUAAACCUAUUUCAGUUCAAUUUUAACACCCAAUGGACCCUUGAGAAAGGCAAUAAGAUUAUAAUGAAUCAUUACACUGAUCAACCCCAACAUUAAAACCACCUGUCUAAUAGCAUGUAGGUCCAUCUAAUGCUGCCAAAACAUCUCUGAUAUGUCGAGGCAUGGACUCCACAAGACCUCUGAAUGUGUCCGUGGUAUCUGGCACCAAGACAUUAGCAGCAGAUCUUUUAAGCCCAGCAAGCUGUGAGAUGGGACCUCCGUGGAUCGGAUUUGUUGUUCCAGCACAUCCCUGAAGAGGUGUGCAUUGUCCACAACAAUCUCUAGGUGGUACGUGUCAAAGUCACAUCCACAAUGCCAAAACCAUAGGUUUCCCAGCAGAACAUUGCCCUGAGCAUAACACUGCCUCUGCCGGCCUGCCUUCUUCCCUCAGUGCACCCUCUUGACAUCUCUUCCCCAGGUAAAAAAAUGCACACACCCUGCUAUCCACCUGAUCUAAAAGAAAAUUUGGUCCAUCAGACCAGGCAACCAUCUUCCAUUGCACCGUGGUCCAGUUCUGACUCUCACAUCCCCAUUGAAGGCGCUUUUGGCAAUGGACAGGGGUCAUCGUGGGCAUUCUGACCGGUCUGCAGCUACACAGCCCAAUACACAGCUAAGUACGAUACACUGUGUGUUCUGACACCUUUCUUAUCUUCUCUACAUAUCGGAACAGCCAUAGGCGUGCGCACGGGGUGUGCCGGGUGUGCCUGGGCACACCCUAAUCCCCGCGGCACGCCUAUGCAUAUUGAGACCGGCGCUGGCUCUGCUCUCAGCCUCCCUCCCCACUGACCCACAUGCAGGGAGGGAGGCAGGAGAGGACCGGCGGACCUAUUGCCGGCAGCUCCGCCGGGUUCCUCUCGCGAGAUAGAAGCGUUGCCACGAGGGGCUAGAGUUCACUCUCCACUGGUCCACCAGGGAAAGCAGCAGCACGAUCCCCCCUCCCUACAAAAGGUAAGAAGGGAGGGGGGAUAGCAAGUAAUCCACCUCCACCCCCACAAUCACCCACCCACAUACAGCACACACACAUACAGCACACAUACAGCACAUACAGCACACACAGACAUACACAGCACCCACAGACAUUCAGCACCCACAUACAUACAGUACCCACAGACAUUCAGCACCCACAGACAUACAGCACCCACAGACAUACACAGCACCCACACACAUACAGCACACAUACAGCACAUACAGCACACACAGACAUACACAGCACCCACAGACAUACAGCACCCACAGACAUUCAGCACCCACAGACAUUCAGCACCCACACACAUACAGCACCCACACACAUACAGCACCCAUACACAGCACCCACACACACAUACAGCACCCACACACAUACAGCACCAACACACAUACAGCACCCACAGACAUACACAGCACCCACACACAUACAGCACCCACAGACAUACACAGCACCCACACACAUACAGCACCCACACACAUACAGCACCCACACACAUACACAACACCCACAGACAUACAGCACCCACAGACAUACAGCACCCACAUACAUUCAGCACCCACAUACAUACAGCACCCACAGACAUACAGCACCCACACACAUACACAGCACCCACACACAUACAGCACUCACACACAGCACCCACAGACAUACAGCACCCACAGACAUACACAGCACCCACACACCUACAGCACCCACAGACAUACACAGCACCAACACACAUACAGCACACACAUACAGCACCCUCACAAACACACACAGCACACAAACAGCACCCUCACACACACACAGCACACUAACAGUACCCUCACAAACACAAACAGGACCCUAACAAACUGUCAGGAUAGUGACAGGGAUCUAAUACGCAGAGUGCGGACAGAAGGAGGUACGUAUACCGGACCUUAGAAUGGCCGGACUAACGUAUGGAAAAAACAAGAAUAGUCAAAAGGUAAGCCGAGGUCGAGGGAGCCGGAGGACAGGUAAGCGAGAUACAAGCCGAGUCAAAGGAGAGGAGAGGACAACUGGACAAAAGACAAGCAAGGUCAAAACCGAAAACACUAAGAGAGAGAACGCGCUGAGUGACUAGCAAGCUAGAACCACGACAGGGCAAUGAGCAGUAGUAAAAGUUCCCUUAAAUACCCUGUCACCUUAAUUGAGACCACGCCCCCAAAAGGUCCGGUCAUAAAAGGGGGAGGAGCUAGCGCGGCCGGCGCGAAAACGGACGGAAUUAGCCGAAAUGCUAGGGGCAAGGAGCCCCUAAGCAGAGAGGAUGUCCUCCUUGGAGUCAGCACCAACAGGUACCCUGACACAAACACACACACAGCACACUACCAGUACCCUCACACACAGUACAUUAACAGCACCCUCACAAGCGCACACACACAAACAGCACCCUCACACACAGUACAUUAACAGCAUCCUAACAAGCACGCACACACAAACACCCACAUAGCACACUACCAGCACCGUCACACACACAUCACACUAACAGCACCCUCACACAGCACACACACACACACACACACAGCAGUGUGUGUAUGUGUGUGUGUAUGUGUGUGUAUAUAUAAAUAUAUAUACACAUAUAUAUAUAUACAUAAAUACAUAUAUAUAUGCGGCGUGUGCUUGUGCUUUAGGGUGCACACCCUAAUGCAAUAGGCUGCGCACGCCUAUGGGAACAGCUCACAAGAUUUGCUGCUUUGGAGAUGUACUCAACUAGCCAUCACUAUUUGUCCUAUUCAAAGUCACUCAGAUCUUUGUGCUUGCCAUUGUCGCUGCUUCUAACACAUGAAAUUCAAGAGCUGACGGUUGCUGCCUAAUAAGUCCCACACCCUGACAUGUGCCAUUGUAAAAAUAUAAUCAAUGUUAUUCACCAUCUGUCAGUGGUUUUAAUGUGGAGGCUGAUCAAUGUAGUUCUUAAAGGAUCACUAUAGUAAACCAGACCACUUAAUCUCAGUGAAGUGGUUUGGAUGCAGGGUUCCUGUCAUUUUAAACCUGCAGUGGCUAUUCUGACAGUCACUAGAGGCACUACUACUGCAUUGACUGAGUAAAACUUGGUCAUGUGAUGGAGAAGCUCAUAUGAAAGUAUUCGAUUUAUUGCUUUCAUUUGAAGCAUUAGAUGCACGUGCGGCAAUUGCCUGACAUGUGGUCCUGAAUGCUCCUCUAUGAGGAGCUUUGGAUUGAACCAAGGUGGUGGAGGCCAUACCUCCUCGGUGAGGUGAGCUCACUGACAGUGGGAAAAAAGUUGAGUAAAGAGCUUUAUUUGUAUUACAUUUAUUGGAAAUGACAGCUGUAAACAGCUAGGGACAGGGGCAUUAAAGCUUUAGGAAUAUAGAUUCCUAACUAUAGGUUUGGUGUGUAGCAUGCAACGUGUUAGAUAUACAUGUUAUGCUCGUGGGGUGUUUUGUUUCCAUUUACACUGCCAAUGUGCCAUUUCCUGAUGCAGAGAACUGUUACUCCACCCUUUAUAUUUAGGUCCCUUUUCUCCCUCUUUUCUGUAGUGUAGUUUUUUGGGUUUUUUUGGUUACCAUUGCAAAUGAGAAAAGAAAAUGCAGAGUAAGACAUAUUUGUCACGAAAAGAAAAUAGGUGUUUUUUUAAAGAAAUGUGAGAUACAUAUAAAAAUGUGAGACACUUUUUAUAUAUAUCUUUAAAAGUUGCACCAGUUAUUGCUAAUGGUAGCAACAUUCGUAAUACAAUACAAAGGGAACACAAUUCUCAUUGAUUACUGAGCAUAGAUCAUUGAGCCUUGUUGAUUUAUUCUAAUGUAGUGUAUGCAGUCACCUCUUGGGAUACAGAUAGCUGCAAGGACUUGGCAAGGUUGAACUGAAUCCAUUUUGGUAGAUUUAAAAAAAAAAUGAGAAUUAAUAACAAGCUCCUACAGAGACACAAACAUCACCCACUUCACUAUCCAUGAUAAGGUGAAAUAAUAGGAAAGUGCCAACCAUUGGUUUGAGUGGAAAGGAGGAGGUUCAUUGGCAAAACAUCUCACCAUUGCAGACAGAGGAGAUGGGUAACAAACAUUUACACUAGCUACUACUCGAUCUUUAAAGCAUCAUACUACAGUCAUCAUUUUAUUUUCCGGCAAUGCUGUAUUUGUUUAUUAAUUGUUUGACAUCAACUUUUUCUUAAUUAUGUUAUUGACAUUUGGAGAUGCCAAUAACUGCUCGCUAUUUAAUAUAUAUUUUAUAUUGGAUGCAAUACAGGACACGGGGGUCCUCGAUACCCCUGUUCAUAUUUAAAUCACAUAAACAUAAAUAGGGUUAUUUGCUACAAUGAGAAUUGUCGGGAAUUCAAAGUAAAUUUCUAAUUUAAGACCAAAAGCAGUUGAAAUGGAAAAUUUCUCCAAGCUAGCUAUGCUAGCAAUUUAGCUAUUUUGUGCCAUCAUAUAAUAUUGUAUUACAAAAUAUAAAUAUUAUUCAUAAUCUUAAAUCCGUUUUUAAAAGUUAAUCCACAAGUAUUAAAUCAUUUGAAUGCUUAUCCAACAAUUUUAAAUUGAGCCUUGGUCUAAAAAUUUGAAAAACACUUUGAAUUGCCAAAAAAAUUCUCACUUUAGUAAAUAAGCCUUAAAUAGUUUGUCCAGGCAACUGAGCUGUAAAAACUCCCUGCCUCGUCAAAAGUAUAUUAAGCUGAGAGGAAUGCACUGCAGAGAACUUGAUAAACAAUUAAUUCUGUAGCUGGAAACGUAGCUCUGAGCGGUCACAACCUUUCCUCACUUCCCACAAUUAACCUUGAGAGUGAUGAAUGCCUCUCUUCCCUUACCUGAUAUGUUGUUUGGAAAAUCUACAAAAAAAAUAAACAAUUGUAACCAGUAUAAGCCAGAUAAUGCGACCCAUCUCUUGAAUUUUUUUUUUACAGGGGUCUUCUAUUAACCAUAGAAUGCUCCAUGAGUGUCAUGAACCUUGUUUGUAUGGAAAAGAGGGGGUUUAUAUAAUGAGUAGAAUUACCCUUUGUCCCAUCUCCUUCCACUAAACAAUGAAUCCAUCCUGCAUUUUGUCAGUUGUACAACUAUUGCUGGUAGCGUUGGUGUAACAGUGUGAGAAGUGUUUCUUCCUAAUGCACAAUAUGUCCCUUAAUCAUUUGAAUUCCUCUACAUACAUUGACAUUGUUACUGCACUUGUGUAAUUUACCCACUUCUGUUACAUAAAUCCAGGGGCCAUGGAUUUUUUUUAAAACUAGAUGACAAAGACUUCCAAUUAUUCCCGUGGCCUAUAUAGUCAUUGAAUGUGACGGCAGAUAAGAACCAUUCGGCCCAUCUAGUCCGCCCAAACAUCUUAUUCCAUUAGAGACACCAUGAUAUGUGGUGGAGCAAGAAGCAUGAAGCACCAACACACCAAGCUAUCCCUUAUAUCCCUUAGCAAAGAUGAUCAGUGGCUCAGUAUCUUCUUUUAGGUGGUCAUUAGGGAUAUCUUCAAAUUCUGGCCUCUUGAAGACCGGUAUGAACAAGAGUAGAUUAGGGCAGUGGUUCUCAACCCAGUCCUCAACACACUCCAACAUUCCAUAAUUGUGGUGUUUCCCAAUUCUGUUCCAAACCUGGACUCUUGGAGGAUGGGUUGGGAACCACUGGUUUAAAGCAUGAAACUGAAAUGUCUACUUGAGAUAUAAAUGUUAAGAAUAUCUGGUGAGUAGUUAAAUAAAUGCUACAUUUGUGUUACAGUGGUAAUGAAGUCGGAUACCACGUUGUGGCUCCAUGUCGGCCCUGUCUACUGUCCUGCAACAAUGGCCAUUUCUGGAUGUUUAACAGUAAAUAUGUGUGCAGUAUUAACAGACUGGACCGUGCAGGUAAGUAAGGGACAGAAUAUCCAUUUGAUGCUUUUUUUUUUAUUUUUAUUUUUUUUAUUAUUGUAUUUUUAUCUUAUCAAGUGUUUGCACUGCAUUUAAAACCUGUACAUGUGUAAGGCUGCUUUCAACACUUGAUUUGUUGAUAAAAGUCAUAUGCACCAAAAGAAUAGGUAACUGGGUAAACCAGUAUGGCUACUACUAUAACCACUGAUAUAAUGUGCUGAUGCAUUGAUACUACUUCAAAGAAAACAGAGGAAAUUACUUCCUGUUUAGAUGUGUCUGUCUCUGAGUGUGUGUGUGUGUGUGUGUGUGUGUGUGUGUCUGUGUGUGUGUAACAUGACUGAGUGAUCAAACCUGAAGUGAAAUAUUUUCUGUCCAACUAAGUACAAACCUUAUACAUUUUGCCUCCUCUCACACAUACAUUUUAAACAUCCAGCCUUUACCUGAAAUAUUUGACCUCUUGACACAGAAUGCUUGCUGCAGCUAAUUGAGUACAGAGAGGGCGGUGUGUAUGUAUGUAUAUGUGUGUAUGUGUGUCUCUCUCUCUCUAUCUAUUUAUAUACUGUAUAUAUAUAUAUUAAUUUGGUUGGAGAGCUCUUCCAAUGGGAUAUAACCAGAGCCUUACAGUUUUUUAAAAAUUAGUUACUGUGACACUGGUGGGCGGUAAGGAAAUUUUACCAUCAAUAAAGAUACAAAAGUAGGCGGUAGGUAUUAAAAGGUUGACUACCACUGUUCUAGACUGAUAAUAUAGUAUAGAGAAAUGCAGGUUUAAAUUAAUUGAGAGAAAGAUACUGAGUUGCCAGAUCAGAAUAUGUUUGUGGACUAUUCAUAAAAACUGCAUUUGUUUUGAAAGUGCUGCCUGAAAUUGAUGCUCUCCUGAUGUGAAAUCAGAUAAGUAGUCCAGCAGUUCCUUUGGGAUCUCAACUAUGAGUAUGGGACUAGCAUUGUUAAAGUGUCCAGUAAAACUAUAGCAAACGAAACAAAAAAGGACAACGUUCAGGGUUAUUUACUAAAGUGAGAAUUGUCAGUUAUUAUUAUGAUAUUUAUAGAUCGCCGUCAAAUUCCGCAGCGCUUUACAAUGGGUGGACGAACAGACAUGUAGUUGUAACCAGAUAAGUUGGACACACAGGAACAGAGGGGUUGAGGGCCCUGCUCAAUGAGCUUACAUUCUAGAGGGAGUGGGGUAAAAUGACACAAAAAGGUAAGGAUAAUAUUAGACUAAUGACAGUUGCAGAAGAGGACUGACUGAGUGACUGAGAAAUCUUCCAGUUCAACUAUUUUGGUCUUCAAUUCAAAGUCCGCUAUGGUUCCAGUUUGGUUAUUUUGGCAUCAAGUUUAAAAUUCACGUUGAAUUUAAAAUAAUUCUCACUUUAUUGAAUAAGCCUUUUUGUGAUUGUUUUAAACUGUAGUAGCUCUGGAUAGCAAUGAGUACCACAGUCUUAUAGAACAUCAGAGAGCAGACCUGGCUUCUAACUGCAUACUGGGCAAUCUGCUGAUUUCAUCAUACUGUGAAUAUGCAGAGUGAUCUUCAGUCAGACAUGCACCACUCCCCACUGGUACAUAAAAUGGCAGCACUCCCUUGGCAAGAAUGAAAGCGUCACUUCAAAAAUUUUAACUUGUAUAGAAAUGCUUUAAAGAUGAAAUGUGUCUUUAUGUAUAACCUGCUGCUUGACAAGAGGUAAGAAACGGUGAAGCUUUAGUCAAGCUCCAUGUCCUUUUUUAUUGGUUAUGACACUGUGACAUCACUUCAGGCAGCAGUGUGUCAUGGAUCAGUGUCGUAUGAUGCAGUCAGCACAGGUCUAAGGUGUACUGGUGAUUUCACGUGCAAACCAUAGGAAGAACAGAGGCUGGCAUCUCCAGAAGCCUCCAUCUUGGAAAUGCUAAGAUGGCGGCAGCAUGAAAAAAGACCUGGUGAAAACAGCACAAUCAAAAAAAAUAAGAAAUUAGCACUAAUCCCAGUGUCCAUAAAUGUUUUUGGGGGGCUAGAGGGGGGAUUUCACAAAUAAAGAAAAUCUUUUGUUAGAAUAAAAUAGAACAUCUCUGACAGUUUUAUAUAUAUAUAUAUAUAUUCCAUUCUUUUCUCAAUAACGUUUUUUAUUUCGUACACUAUUUUAAAAAGGUAUCAAAUCCUCUGCGAUGGCACUCUCUUUAUCAAGAAAUAUCUAUUUUUGAAUAGAUUUCCUGGGUUGUUGCAUUCAUCCAGUUUUUAUGCACCAAGCGAGUGACACUAUUGCUUUGAACACACUCUAUCAUUCUGCUGUCAGUGCUGGUAAAGGAAUCAUCGUUCUCUACUCAGUAACACUCUAAUAACAGGUGGUUUACUGGUGAUAAAGCAGCUCUUGGAAGUCUGUGAUCUGUUAACCAGUCGCUGCCAAGUUACACAUGUUCAGCAUUCCUAGGAACACUUGUUAGCACAUUCAGAUUCAGUACAGAGGAUAUAAGAUAAUGUUAAGAAUAUCUGGUGAAUAUCUAUUUGUGCCCAUGUAAUUUUUCAGAACAAUUAAAUUAGUAAAAUCCAAUAAAAUAUUUUAAUAGGAAUAUAUUAAGUAUACAUUGUAAAAUAGUAACUCACUAUCAAUUAUGGUGGAGGAAGGCAUGGGGUGCUUGUUAUAUUAUACUGAGCUUGUGUGUUAGCAAGAUGUUGGCUGGGGUUAUUUGGCUUCUGUCUCCUGUUAGCUUGUCACCUCAAAACCAUUUAUUUAAUAUGAUGAUGUUUUCAAGUUUGGAAAGGAAAUUGUUUUUCAAGUGAAGUAGAUGUUAAAACAAAAUCCAAAAAGAGAAAAAAAAACUCACCUUCCCUUCCCCCCAUUUUUUAAAUUGAAUCUGUGAUCUGGCAACCCCCCAUUAUUUAAUUUAAAGUCCCCACCUGAUUCUCUGGGGACAAGAAGGGGACCAGGUCACCAAAUGUACCCAGCUGAUUGGUGCAGAUUCAGCCAGGUUGGCUAGAUUCCGACUGGAGUUGGGUUUAGGAAAUAUGAGAAUUGCCACGUGGCCGGAAUUCAAUCAUUUUCACUGUAUUUUGUAAAUUUAGAAAAAACCUGGUGUUUUGUGAAUUUUUGUGUUCAAGUUAAGAACAAUUUGAAUUCCUUUAAGUGACUGCUUUCAUCUUUAUGUUAACAAUGAGUUAAAUAAUUACAAUAAUACAAAUGAAAAUGCCAAUGGGAAUAGCACAGAAUUAUGUGAGACUCAUAUUGCAUGAUUUGUCUUAUCCGGGAGACACUAGGAUAUGGAAAAUUCCACUUAUGAUAAGACCCUACAGAAUUAUGGCAAAGCAGAGAAGAGUUGUGCAGAAUAACAGGAAACAAGCAUAGUAUCAGGCAGUUUAAAAGGGAAAUAUGAUUGUAUUUCUUUUCAGAUAUGUUUAUCAUUAUAAAACAGCCUUUUAUGGUGUUUGAUUUAUUUUAAAAUAGUUGGGUUUUUUUGUAGAUUUUAGCAUCUUUAUAUGGGUACUAGCUACUUCUUAUACCUAACUUGAUUAAUUGAAGGGGUGUGAGGAAAAAAGCAUGAAUAAUUUAUACAAGAAUUAUUUUUAAAAACGUGCACAGUGUGGUUUAUUAGAUCUCCUUGGUUUGGGAAUUAAAGGGUUACUCAAAGUCUUGGGGUGAAGGGGGCAGGGGGAGUCCAGUGUAAAAUGUCCUAUUACACUAUAGAGAAUGUACCCCCCUCCAAAUCUAUAUAAUAAAAGAGACUUGCUGAUCUGUAAUCUAGCGCCGAGUGAAGUAACCAGCGCUGACUUCCCAGCCCCUUCCGACAUCACAGGACCCACUGCAGACCAAUCAGAAACGUCUCAUUGA
This is a messenger RNA of Pelobates cultripes (western spadefoot toad), 13782 nucleotides long. Lineage: Eukaryota; Metazoa; Chordata; Amphibia; Anura; Pelobatidae. The record is from the annotation of a GenBank genome assembly.